AUGAAAGUGAUUGUCGUUGGAGGUGGCAUCGGCGGGUUGGCGGCCGCGAUUGGCCUCCGCCGUGCUGGUCAUGAAGUCAAGAUUUUUGAACGCUCGUCCUUUCUCCGAGAGGUCGGUGCGGCUAUUCACGUCUGUCCCAAUGCCUCGCGGAUCCUCCUCCAGUGGGGAUUCGACGCCGAACUAGCUCGCAUGGUGACGGUGCGCCGCUCGGUGGUAGCGUCAGGUAGCUCGCUCAAGCCACUAGUCGAAGUCGAUUGCUCGAAGUUUAUCCAGACUUACGUUGCACCCUGGUUCCUGGCGCACCGUGUUGAUCUCCACUCGGAGCUACGACGAUUGGCAACAAUCGAGGGGGCCCCAGGAUCGCCCGUGGACAUCUGCUUGCGGUCCGAAGUGGUAGCCUACGAUGCCGAAAGGGGAUCUGUUGCCCUUGCUGACGGGUCGAUUCACCAUGCGGACCUGAUUGUCGCCGCGGACGGCGUUCAUACCAGCGCUAUCCAUGAGAUAAUUGGCCAUGCAACACCGGCGGUCCCGACAGGAUCAGCAGCAUUCAGGUUCCUGAUCCCAACAGGGCUGCUGAGUGAGGAUCCCCAGACAGCGCCGCUUCUGGAGGAUGGCCUGAUGAGAAUCUUUGUCGCGGAUGAUCACCGUCGUCUGGUUUGGUACCCAUGUGCAAAUAAUACCGUUCAGAAUUUUGUCGGCAUCCAUCCAGAUCAUCCGAAGGAUGGUUCUGAGAAAGAAGACUGGGAGCGCGGAGCGGACAUCGGUGAUCUUCUCUCUGAGUAUCACGACUUUCAUCCCAGCAUUAUAGCCAUUCUCAAGAAAGCAACAAGCAUCAAUCGCUGGCCACUGCUGUACCGAGAUCCCAUUCCAACCUGGACCCGAGGCCGCCUAGUGCUGAUUGGCGAUGCAGCACAUCCUAUGCUUCCCCAUCAAGGCCAGGGAGGGGCGCAAGCUAUUGAGGAUGGCGGUGCUUUAUGUGAAGUCUUCACGAAUCUCUCCGACACUCCCAGUGAUGAGGAGAUCCGCUGCCGGCUCGCAAUAUUCGAGAAAAUCCGACUCAACCGCGCAUCAGCAAUGCAGGUCUUCUCGAAUGCAGGACAAGACGAAUCCUGGAAGAUUCGCGAACGUGCAAAGGAGUACAUGCCGGAGGGAGUUGAGGUGCCCAGCUCGCCCCCGGAGUUCAUGGCGCAUAACUUCAGAUAUGAUGUUCUGGAGGACUCCCGGCGCCAGCUGCAGUCGUUUUUCAAAAAAACACAAGCAGUCCAAGUUUGA
Molecule: messenger RNA, 1272 nt
Organism: Aspergillus lentulus
Lineage: Eukaryota; Fungi; Ascomycota; Eurotiomycetes; Eurotiales; Aspergillaceae
Product: 6-hydroxynicotinate 3-monooxygenase
Molecular function (GO): monooxygenase activity; FAD binding
Source: RefSeq, a predicted model, not a curated record